ACUGAGAGAGGGCCGAACUGGUAGGUGUGUCUCCCCCAAGAGGGGUUUCAAAAAAAAGGCAAAAAACAGACAGUCAAUUCAUUCAAGCAUUUUAUUUGGACAGAAUGGAAGGCAGAAAAGCAAAGCGAAAAACCAGACAUGUCACUUCAUUAGGGGACUACGACUGCACAUCCUCCUCAUCCUCCUCCUCCUCAGCCUCCUCAUCCUCCUCGUCAUCCUCCUCCUCCUCCAGCUCCUCUCCUCGACAGCUUCAGGCAGCAGAGCCAGUGGCGGGGACCAGCAAGCCCACCCGUUGCACUGUCUACAGGCGCAAAAUUAAAGCGGCAAAGGACAAAAAAGUCCUCCAAAGUAGCAGGGGAAAGCCACAGCACCAGCCUGGGGACCCCUGCUACAUCUGUGACCAAGCACGCACGGUGGAUGGUGGCCACGCGUACUUCAAGGGCCAAUACUUUUGUGCUGUGAAAGAGGGCCCUGGAGGACGCACAGUGCAAGAGUGGACCAGGGAACAGCUUGGCCCUGGUGAGCUGCAGAAGCUCCCCAGAACAACAGCCUGGAACCUCAAAUGAAGGUAUGAGAAACCAGAGAAACCGGGGGGAAAGUGAGGAAGCCCCACAAACUGAGGAUCUGCCAGCUCUGUGGCCAGCCACAGCAGAAAGACUUUGGCCACAGCCAAUAUGGGGGAGAGCACUUCUGUGCUCUUUAUGAAGGGAAGACUGUGGAGCUGUGGCUGGCUGAGAAGAGGUCAAAAAAACAUUAAAAUUAUCCAACUGUACUGUAUCAUCCAAGCACCUUAUAUGUUUCAUCUGUUCAUUGCACCUUAUAUUUUUUAUUUUUACUUUGGACUGCAUUAUACUGGUUAUUUAUACAUUUUUUAUAUUGCAUUCUAUAUUGCUUUUUUUGAUUGUGUGUGUGUGUGUGUGUGUGUGUGUGUGUGUGUGUGUGUGUUUGUUGUUACUGUGUGUAAUGCUGCUUCUACACUGCAA
Molecule: messenger RNA, 983 nt
Organism: Dicentrarchus labrax (European seabass)
Lineage: Eukaryota; Metazoa; Chordata; Actinopteri; Moronidae
Product: corepressor interacting with RBPJ 1-like
Exons: 2
Coding region: 105-566 (153 amino acids)
Source: RefSeq, a predicted model, not a curated record